This is a messenger RNA of Anarrhichthys ocellatus (wolf-eel), 1726 nucleotides long. Its product is annotated as golgin subfamily A member 6-like protein 10. NCBI's taxonomy places the organism in Eukaryota, Metazoa, Chordata, Actinopteri, Perciformes, Anarhichadidae. Gene Ontology annotation, cellular component: synaptonemal complex. The record is from RefSeq and is a predicted model, not a curated record. The coding region runs from base 762 to 1382 and encodes 206 amino acids. Gene Ontology annotation, biological process: synaptonemal complex assembly. The transcript is spliced from 10 exons.
GUGUGUGUGUGUGUGUGUGUGUGUGUGUGUGUGUGUGUGUGCGCGCGCGCGCGUGCGCACCUGAGGAUUGUUCUGGUAAAAUGAUCAGUCCAUUUAGCUGAUCAUAGAAGAAGCUGCAGUACAAAUCCUAAAGACAUACUUUAAGUUAACAUUUUGCCAUUGUAUAUGUCACAGAGCUGAGACUAUUUUUUCAGUAAGAAUGCUCCACUAAGUCCGUGUGUUGUUUGAGUUUUUGUUACGUGUUCAAAGAUAAAUAGCCAUUUUGUCAUUAUGUUAUCUGCCUCAAACGUCUUGGUCAGUUUAAGGCUUUUGAACGGUUGAUACCUUGUUACAUAUUUGGAGCAAAUUUUGAUUUAAAAGAUUAAUGUGAUCGAAAUAUAAAAAAUCAAAUGAAGUAGGCUUGAUAUUUCCAUUGUGCUGAAAUAUAAUUACAGGAGUUCUAUAUUAAGUGUCCAACUGUAAAUGUGGACAUUCAAAAUAUAAAUUGCAUUAUAUCUAAUAAAAUGUACCAUGUGGUAGCCAUUGGGACCUGAUUCAUUUUUCAUUGUUCAUGAAACAUUUGUAGACAGGCAGUAAUUGUUUUUCUUCUGUUUACUUUUCUUUACAUGUUAGUCUGCUACUGUGGAGCGCGCACACCUUUGGCGCCGAACGUCGUAUUCCAUCCUCACGCGCACGUACCGUUAAGUAGGACUCUGGAGAAUUUAUUUUUAUUUUUCCGCCAUCUUCAUAGUUAAGGACAAGACUCUGCUGGCUGAGUAAAUAUGAGCGAACCUGCAGGAAUCAACCUUGAGGAUUUAAUUAAUGUGACACCACUGAAAGAAGGUGGAGACGUGGAGCCCAAAGUUGAACAGCUGAUGGGCAAAUUAAGAAGACUGCAACAUGGUAAAAGAGACCUGGAGGAAGAAAUUAAGGAGAUCAUAUCAGUCAGUGACUUUUUGCAGGAAGAGCUGACAACUUUACGAACUGAAGCUUACAAACUGGAAGGAAUCCAUAAAGAAAAAGAAGAGUUGUGCAGGAAGCUGCAGUUCCAGUGUGAGGAGUCUGAGCAGGAUGCUGUCAGUCAUUUGAAGCAGAACAAGAAAAGCGAGGAACUGCUGGAACAGUACAGAUGUGAAAUCCAGGAAUUCAAGCUUAAACAGCGGAAGCAGCGGAUGAAGUUUGAGAACCAACUUCAUCAACUGAUCGAGCAGCAUAAGAGUCUGCACUCUGUCUUUACUCCAGAAAGGCUCUCAGAUGAAAUAGAAAGUGCUGAGAAUACAAAACGUCAGCUGUUAUCAGCUGAACAAAUGAAGUUGGCUCAGCUGCACCGUCUCAAUGAAGAGCUCGACGAGAUGGAGAAACAGAGGCAGCCGGAGAAAACAGCUGCAGAGACUCAGGAGUGAAACUGAGUAUUUUUGAAGUAUUUUAUAGAAUCAGCGGGUCCCUCAUUUAGAUGUGCUAUGAUCACUUCCUGUCCGGUGAAAACCUUAAACCUCACAAAUGUUCUUCUAGUAUCCUGUGUGGAUAUGUUCCUAUGUUCAUCUUACUUAAAUAUUGUGUAUUCAUAUAAUAACUUAUUCACAUAUUUAUAAAUAUAAAGGUUUUAACAUUGUUGUGAUGUACAUGGGUUUACUUUAUGAAUCUUAAAGAGCCUAUAAACGAAUAGUUCAACCAUUCACUACAAUAUACUGUAUAUAUGUGCACACAGCCAGAUUCAAAUUCAGUUUUAAAAAGAUUUAAUAAAAGA